AGCGUCUUCCUUGGUCGCCGAGAGGGCAUUGCUUCUGGAGUUGUCGUUCGGGGGAGGAGAUGAAGUACGUGUUGGUGACAGGGGGAGUGGUGAGCGGGCUGGGGAAAGGUGUGACCGCAAGCAGCAUCGGCGUCCUCCUCAAGGCGUGCGGACUCCGCGUCACCUCCAUAAAAAUCGAUCCUUAUCUGAAUACCGAUGCUGGGACUAUGUCUCCUUUUGAGCACGGUGAAGUCUUUGUCUUAGAUGAUGGUGGCGAGGUGGACUUGGAUCUAGGGAACUACGAACGCUUCCUUGAUAUAAAAUUAACUCGUGAUAACAAUAUAACUACCGGAAAAAUCUAUCAGUUUGUCAUCGACAAGGAGAGGAGGGGCGACUAUCUGGGGAAAACAGUCCAAGUUGUGCCACAUAUCACAGAUGCCAUACAAGAGUGGCUUGAACGUGUAGCAAUGAUACCUGUGGACGAUAAAGAAGGACCAGCUGAUGUCUGCGUCAUAGAAUUGGGUGGAACUAUAGGGGAUAUUGAAUCAAUGCCAUUUAUAGAAGCUUUGGGACAAUUUUCUUAUCGUGUAGGACCAGGGAAUUUCUGUCUGGUUCACGUUAGUCUUGUGCCGGUUCUUAAAGCUGUCGGCGAGCAGAAAACUAAGCCAACUCAACAUAGUGUUAGGGGACUACGAGGACUUGGGCUUACACCAAAUAUUUUAGCAUGCCGCUGCGAAAAGCCUUUGGAUGUGAAUGUUAAAGAAAAACUUUCACAAUUUUGCCAUGUUCCUGUAGCAAAUAUAGUGACUCUUCAUGACGUUGCAAACAUUUGGCACAUUCCUCUGAUGUUGAAGGAGCAAAAAACACAUAAAGCGCUUCUGAAACUGUUGAAUCUUCGAGGAUGUGCCCAGGAGCCGAUGUUGCAAGAAUGGAUGGGUAGAGCAAAACUUUGUGAUACAUUGCAUGAUCCUGUCAGGAUUGCUAUGGUUGGAAAAUAUACUGGUCUUUCUGAUUCUUACCUGUCUGUAUUGAAGGCUCUUUUGCAUGCAUCUGUUGCUUGUCGAAGAAAACUCAUUGUAGAUUGGGUCCCUUCAUCUGAUCUUGAAGAAACUACAGCAUUAGAGGCACCUGAUUCUCAUGAAGCGGCAUGGGCGCUACUGAAGGGUGCCGAUGGCAUACUAGUUCCAGGAGGAUUUGGAGACAGAGGUGUGCAAGGAAAGAUCCUAGCUGCUAAAUAUGCCCGCGAAAACAAAGUUCCAUUUCUUGGUAUUUGUCUUGGCAUGCAGAUUGCUGUCAUUGAAUUUGCUCGUUCUGUCAUGAACUUGAAGGAGGCAAAUAGCACGGAAUUUGAUCCAAAUACAUCUACUCCUGUCGUCAUUUUUAUGCCGGAGGGCUCCAAGACUCACAUGGGAGGCACAAUGAGGCUUGGAUCAAGGAGGACUUAUUUCCAGAUUGCUGAUUGCAAAUCUGCAAAGUUGUACGGCAACGUUAGCUUUGUGGAUGAGCGACAUCGACACAGAUACGAGGUGAAUCCUAGUUUUGUUCAGGAAUUCGAAAAGGCCGGUCUUGCUUUCGUCGGUAAAGACGAGACCGGGCAACGCAUGGAGAUCAUCGAGCUGCCUUCACAUCCUUAUUUCCUUGGCGUUCAAUUUCAUCCAGAAUUCAAGUCAAGACCCUGGAAGCCCUCUGCUGUUUUCGCAGGACUUGUAGCAGCGUCAUGCGGCCAACUGGAGAACAACCUCGACCCGCAUUCCCCGGCGAGCAACGGCAUCAUCACUCCCAGAUUUUAUCCAAACGGCGGGAGGGUGAAGAAACCGGCCAAGAGCCUCCCCGGUGGGAAACUCCUCCAUGGUAAUGGAAUUGGAAAUGGGAAUGAGUGGCCGGCUGCAUGCCUAAUAACUACAACUACGAGUGAUGUUGUUUAGCGUAGUUAUUCUUCCAAAUGUCUUGUACAGUCAUCGGAACAAGAAUUGUGUUGCAAGGAUUGGAAAUUUCAGUAUUUCUUUCUUGUCUAAAGAGUGAGUGUUUAAAUUAGAGUGAUCAUGUCCGUGAGUGUUUUUAAAUUAGAGUGAUGAUAUCCGAAAGUGAAAUGAAAAUUGGAUGCUGGGGAUGUGGAUGUUCACGUUGACCUUCUGUGAAUUUUGUUCACACCUGUAACAUAAUUAAUGUCAGUUUCGAGUCA
Zingiber officinale is the source of this 2161-nucleotide messenger RNA. Its product is annotated as CTP synthase 1-like. The record is from RefSeq and is a predicted model, not a curated record. Lineage: Eukaryota; Viridiplantae; Streptophyta; Magnoliopsida; Zingiberales; Zingiberaceae. The transcript is spliced from 21 exons. Bases 60 to 1904 code for a protein of 614 amino acids. Gene Ontology annotation, biological process: CTP biosynthetic process; pyrimidine nucleobase biosynthetic process. Gene Ontology annotation, molecular function: CTP synthase activity; identical protein binding.